GUGCUCUCAUAACACAGUCACCACUCGUUUGUGUCCAUUGUUGUGGUCACUGAAGACACUGAAGACACCAUUUGUUUGACUAUUUUGUGCUCAAUUUAUUUUAUACAUAUCAUUAAACGUGUAUUUCAUUGAUAUCUAAUCGCCAAUUGAUCCCAAGAUGUCAUCGGUGGUGAGGUUUAGGCGCAUACGCGAUGACAGCCAUUACAUCUAUUUAGACAUUGAAUUAGACUUCGAGAGCGGAGACAAAACGGUGCCACCAAUUGGUGUCCGACAGUACAAACUGAUGAUAAUGUCGUCCAUUAGGUCACUGUUUGGUGACUUCGGGGCCAAACUUCUGGUCGAUUUGAUCCAAUACAGAGACCGAGACUUUCGGGCUAUCAUUAGGAGUAACGCCAAGUAA
Messenger RNA from Oppiella nova, 400 nucleotides. The record is from the annotation of a GenBank genome assembly. Lineage: Eukaryota; Metazoa; Arthropoda; Arachnida; Sarcoptiformes; Oppiidae.